Messenger RNA from Drosophila mauritiana, 607 nucleotides. It is a transcript of the gene Vti1b, whose product is annotated as vesicle transport through interaction with t-SNAREs homolog 1A. Lineage: Eukaryota; Metazoa; Arthropoda; Insecta; Diptera; Drosophilidae. The record is from RefSeq and is a predicted model, not a curated record. Bases 85 to 453 code for a protein of 122 amino acids. Gene Ontology annotation, molecular function: SNAP receptor activity; SNARE binding. The transcript has 2 exons. Gene Ontology annotation, cellular component: ER to Golgi transport vesicle membrane; endoplasmic reticulum membrane; late endosome membrane. Gene Ontology annotation, biological process: intra-Golgi vesicle-mediated transport; Golgi to vacuole transport; regulation of protein localization to plasma membrane.
CUCCCAACGGCCACACUCUGCCUUUGUUUUGUUUUGAUAUUCCCACUGCAUCGCAUUUAAUUUAUUAAAAGCUGUUACCAAAUUAUGUCCUACGCCGGCUAUAGCCAGCUGCCCAGCGGCAGCGACCAGGAGCGCAGGCAGGCGCAGCUCGCGGCCAGCACCUACGACGUGCUGCAGCGGACGACGGACAGUAUCCAGCGAUCCAACCAGAUUGCCAUCGAAACGGAGAACAUGGGGGCGGAAGUGCUCGGAGAACUGGGCGAGCAGAGGGAGUCGCUGCUGCGCACUACGCGCCGCCUGGAGGACGCCGAUCAAGAUCUGUCCAAGUCGAGGGUCAUCAUCCGGAAGUUGAGCCGGGAGGUGCUCUACAACAAGAUCAUCCUGAUCCUGAUCAUCAUCCUCGAGGUGGGCAUACUCGUCGGCCUGCUGGUGCUGAAGUUCGCUCAUCUGUGAGCCAAUGCCAAUGCCAUUCUAUUCCAAAUUAGUAACCACCAAAUAGGCGAUGGACUAUAUAUAUGUAUUAAUCGUUACGAAUGCUUUGCCCUAGUUAAUAAGUAUGAAAAUGUAUAUAAAGGAAACGAAGAAAUAUAUACUCCACUAAAAUGCA